Messenger RNA from Harpegnathos saltator (Jerdon's jumping ant), 2334 nucleotides. Its product is annotated as metalloendopeptidase OMA1, mitochondrial. Bases 136 to 1386 code for a protein of 416 amino acids. The record is from RefSeq and is a predicted model, not a curated record. Gene Ontology annotation, biological process: protein quality control for misfolded or incompletely synthesized proteins; mitochondrial protein processing. NCBI's taxonomy places the organism in Eukaryota, Metazoa, Arthropoda, Insecta, Hymenoptera, Formicidae. The transcript is spliced from 7 exons. Gene Ontology annotation, cellular component: mitochondrial inner membrane. Gene Ontology annotation, molecular function: metalloendopeptidase activity.
CUCGAAGAUCUUUAUUGAUAUUAAAUGUUUCAGUUUCUGUCUCAUAGUAUUGUAUUCAACUUUAUGAUUGCUUUGUAUCUUCUUUUCCUUCGUAGAUAUAAUUGUUGUGUUUGGAACUCUAAUCUAUUUUAAAACAUGUUGUCUAUACUAAGAAACUCUUGUCGAAGAAAUGUUCGAUUGAGCACAAACUACCUUGUUAUUCGCUCUGUGGGAAGUCAUCAUCUUCAAACAUGGUCAUGCAGAGAACUUCUUGCUAAAAAAAAAUUUGACAGUGAACAGUUGCAAUACUUGAAGUUGCAAAAAUGCGACUUCCGUACUACGCAAUGCUUAUAUGUGCCACCAUUUAUGGUUUAUAUUUUGCGCCCUGUCAUAUACAUUGGUGGAGCUCUGAUGGGACGUCAUAUUAAAAAGUGGUGGGCACGUAAAUCUAAGGAGGAGAAGGAGAAAUACAGACGAUGGUACAGAGAAAGGCGCAAUGUAUUCCUAGGUGGUUUUGGACUUUAUGGCCUAACGUUAUUUAUUUAUUAUAUAACUCAUUUAAAAACUGAUCCACUGACACAACGUUCAAGAUGUAUAAUUUUUAAUAAAAAACAAGAGAGAGACUUGGGAAAUAUACUUUAUGAGUUUUUUUUGAACUUAUUUGAGAACAAUAUAGUACCAAACAAUCAUCCUGCUUCUAAAAGAAUCCUACCAGUAUUUAGAAGGCUUAUAGUAGCAAACAGGGAUUUAAAAUCUAUAAGAGAAAUAAAGUGGGAUAUAAUAGUUAUCAAUACACCGUUAAUGAAUUCAUUUACACUACCGGACGGAAAAAUUUUCAUUUCUUUAGAUAUGCUAAAAUAUGUUGAAAAUGACGAUCAGUUAGGAUUUGUAUUAGCUCACGAAAUGGCUCAUUCAUUACUCUCACAUAUAAUUGAAUUACUGACUGAUCAAUUCUUCUUGGACUUUUUAAUAGUGGUACCCACGUUGUUAGUUUGGGUUGUAUUUCCUGAUAUGGCAGCUGCCAUUGUUCAGUUGCUAAUAAAUCAGAUAAUGAGAAUUAUGUAUGAACUUCCAUAUAGUAGGCUUCUAGAAAAAGAAGCUGAUGAAGUAGCGAUGAAAUUGGCUGCAAAGGCUUGUAUCGAUGUGCGUGAAGCUGUUGUAUUUUUGGCUACGUUGAGAAAACUAACAGAGAUGAACUUUUUGUCGCCGCAAACGCCAUGGAUAUCAUCGCAUCCUUCUCACGACGACAGAGAGAAAAAUAUGAAUGAUGUGGUGACAAAAGUACUAGAGACGCGAGAGCAUUCUGGAUGUCCAGCGUUACCCGCAGUAGACCCAAGAACCAGGUUUUAUGGACGAUCGACAACAGAACAGAUAAUUCACUUCAGACAAAGAGGGAUUAUUGAGUGAAAAGUCGAAGGUACAUAAGAUUUAGUUAAAAUUGGUUAAAUCUGAGUGCCUAGUGCAUAAGCAGUGCCCACUUUAGGUGAUUAUCAAUUAGUAACAUCCGGAGGAUGCUAUUUUCGUUACAAACAUCGCGUUUUUUAAAACCACAUCCGAAUUUCUUAAUAUUAUCUUAUACAUAUGUCACAAGUUCCAUUUAACUGAUGUGCUACAUAUAUACAUACCAUGGCUACUCUGAAAGUGUUGAAAGUGUUAAUUACAUUUGUAGAUACGUUUAAACACACCAUGCUUACACAUAUAUAUAUAAAUCAUAAAAUUUUGUUUCGUGAUAAAAUUGCACGUAAAAUUCUAGCCGUUCCAAAGUACUGGAUGUUGAUCAAUUGAAAGUUGAAAGCUGAUUAAAAUUAAUUGUAUAUAUAAUUAUUAAUAAUUUAAUUAGUCGACGAAACUGAUAAAAUUAAUGUAUAAUCAGUCGGAUUAAAGUAAUUGAUUGAGAAAAAUCUGUUAUAUGUAAUCUCGAUUUAUUCGAUGUUAAUUUUGAUCAUUUUAUUUUCAAAAACUUUUUGCCAGCAUGAAAGUUGUUUAAAGUUGUUUUUGAAGUUAUUUGAAAAGGAGAGAUUUUGAACUCUUUUUUUCGGGGCUUACUAAAAUAAAUUAUGUAAGUAAAAUUAUAUACUUAUUUCUUAACACAUAAACGCGAUAUAUAUAUUGUAUUGUACAUUGUAUCUUAUUGUAUAUCUUAGUUUACUUUUUAAUAGUGUCAUUUUUUACUAGUGUAAAUUUUGAUUAAUGUUAAUGCGAAUUGUAUCUAAUAACACUGCGCUCAAUAUUCAAAUUGCGUUAUGUCGAUUCGAUAUUCGUCCGUUUUGGUUGUUAAUUUAUUCUCGAUAAAAAUGUAUAUGCAGUAGCUCAAAGUAACGAGGAUCUACGAUUGUAUAAACUAUAUUUUCCUAA